Messenger RNA from Yamadazyma tenuis ATCC 10573, 1932 nucleotides. It is a transcript of the gene TPD3, whose product is annotated as protein phosphatase 2A structural subunit. The record is from RefSeq and is a predicted model, not a curated record. Gene Ontology annotation, cellular component: protein phosphatase type 2A complex; cytoplasm. Lineage: Eukaryota; Fungi; Ascomycota; Pichiomycetes; Serinales; Debaryomycetaceae. Gene Ontology annotation, molecular function: protein phosphatase regulator activity; protein binding. Gene Ontology annotation, biological process: protein dephosphorylation.
AUGGAGAACUUUAACGACGACUUGUAUCCUUUGGCGCUCUUGAUGGAUGAGUUGAAACACGACGAUGUCAGCAAUCGAGUCCAGGCCAUGCAAAAAGUGGACACCAUUGCCAUGGCGCUUGGCCCCGAACGCACCAUCAAUGAAUUACUACCAUUUUUAAACGAUGUGGCCCAGGACGACGAGGAAGAAGUGUUCGCCGUAUUGGCCACCAAGUUGGGCGACUUCAUCCCGUUGAUUGGAGGCCACCAGAAUUGUGAACCCUUGAUUCAAAUCUUGUUGCAUUUGGCUCCCAUUGAAGAACCCAUUGUUAGGGACAAGGCCAUCGCUUCCUUGAACAACAUCAGCACCGAAUUGACCAACGAGGAGGUGUUUGAAAUCUUCUUGCCCAUCAUCCGAGAUUUAAGUCAGGGUAAUUGGUUCUCCAAGAGAAUUGCCAGUUGUGGAUUGUAUAAAUCUGUGGUUGUAAGAGUGGAAGCUCCUGUCAGACAAGAGUUAUUGGCGUUGUUUUUGAAGUUGGUCACUGAUGACGGCCCCAUGGUUAGAAGAAGUGCUGCCACCAACUUGCCUGCCAUCAUAAACAAGUUGACUGAUUUUACUGGAAUCGAUGCUAAUGAUCCCAACAAAGUCACCAACAAAGACUGGGAAAUCAUCAGCCAAAUGUUCCAAAGCUUGAUCAAUGAUGAUCAAGACUCGGUCAAGUUCUUGAGCAUUGAUGUGUUGAUUUCGAUUUUGGAGUACUUUCAAAAGAUCCAGGACCAAAGUCAUAACUCAGAUUUUUUGGUCAACUCGUUGAAAUUGAUGUCUGAUGAAAGCUGGAGAGUUAGAUACACUGCGGCAGACAGAUUCAACAGAAUUGCCGAGAACUUUGGUAAUGAAGAGGCCAAAUUGACCAAAUUGAUUGAGCCUUUUAUUUCUUUGAUGAAGGAUAAUGAAGGAGAAGUCAGAAAGGCCAUUGCUAAGCAAUUACCAGCAUUCUGCAAACUGUUGAACAAAUACGAAGCCUUGAAACCAACCAUCUUAAACAAGAUUUUGCCCGUGGUUAACGAGUUAAGUCAAGACCCUCAAGAAAAUGUUAGAAGUUCAUUGGCAUUAAACAUUACUGAGUUGUCAUCCAUUUUGUCCAAACAAUCCACCAUUGAUAAAUUAUUACCUAUUUUCCUCAACAUGUUGAAGGAUGAAUUUCCCGAUGUGAGAUUGAACAUCAUUUCGAAUUUAUCGAUAGUAAACGAAACCAUCGGCAUAAACUUGUUAACCACCAGUUUGUUACCUGCCAUCACUGAAUUGGCCCAGGAUUCUAAAUGGAGAGUCAGAUUGGCCAUCAUCGAAUACAUUCCAAAGUUGGCUGACCAGCUAGGAGAAGAAUUCUUUAACAAGGAAUUGUUAACCUUGUGCUUGUCAUGGUUAUGGGAUUCUGUGUAUGCUAUAAGAGAAGCGUCAGUGAAGAAUUUGAGAAAGAUCACAGAGAUUUUUGGUUCGGCUUGGGCUGACAAGUACAUCAUAGAUAAGUUGGUUUCGAUCAAGAACAACACUCACAGUUCAACAUUAAACAAUAAUGACAACAAUGAUGAUACAAUUCAUGACGAUAAUGAUAAUGAUGAAAUUAAUAUUGAUUUUGCAAGCUUUAUUAUAAGAAUAACUUGUGUGUUUGCUUUGAAUGAGUUGAUUCCUGUAUUAGACCACCAAAUUAUAACCGAAAAGGUGUUACCUUUCUUGAACGACUUGAUUGAUGACAAAGUACCAAACAUCAGAUUCAAUUUGGCCACAAGCUAUUUGCGCAUUUCCGAAACAUUGGCUGGGAAGCAAGGUGAUAGCCCUGUUAUUGAACAAAAUGUGUUGAAGAACUUGGAUAUUUUGGUUAACGAUAACGACUCCGAUGUUAGAUAUUUUGCUUCGAAAUCCAUUGACUCGAUUAAAGAGUUAUUAGCUGUCUAA